GUCAGGUAGGGCGCUUGACUGUGAGCUCCAGUGGUUAAGUAUUAACUAGUCAGUACCCUGUUUCUGAGAGUGGAGGUCUGUGUCUAGGCAUUGGGACGUGUGAGGGCCAGGGUCUUGUGCUGGCUUUGUUAAGAUUUCUUGAGCUACGGUUAAAAAUGGGUGGAAUUCCAGCAACCCUACUCCUCAGCCUCUUUCUCAGUUCGGUUCUUCAGGGCAUGUGUAAAGAUGUAUUUAUUGACACCAAAAGAGCCUCUGAGGUUUUUAUCAGAGCAAGGCGAGCGAAUUCCUUCCUUGAGGAGGUGAAGCCUGGUAACCUGGAGCGGGAGUGUCUGGAGGAGAUAUGUGAUCACGAGGAAGCUCGUGAAGUGUUUGAACAACCGCAGCCAACGGCACAGUUUUGGUGGAAAUACAAGGGCUGCAAUGGCCUAACAUUACCCAGAGAUACACAAUCUAUACAGACUCUCAGAUCAUGCUUGGAUGCAUCCACCGAGUGUUCGUUUGAAAACGGAGAGACGUACAGUGCAGCAGUGGCCAUCACCUCCAGUGGAAAGGCAUGUCAGUACUGGAACAGCAACUUCCCUCACAGAAUAACAGAAUUCAACGCAUCCCUGGAUGAUUCAUUGAAAGAGAACUUUUGCCGAAAUCCAGAUCAAAGUCCUGAGGGACCUUGGUGCUUCACUCGUGAUCCCACAGUCAGAAGAGAGGGCUGUGCUAUUCCUAAAUGUGAUGGACCAUUUGUUACUGAACCUUUCCCUACAAAAGUCAAUGUGACUAUCGAUUACUCCAGUUCGAAAAACUGUCUAACUGACAAUGGCAAAGACUAUAAAGGAACCCUGUCGGUCACCAUGAAGGGUCUCCCGUGUCUGCCCUGGGCUUCCCCUAAAGCCCAAAAGAAGGCUUCAGGAAUCGAGUUUCUGCCUGGUGCUGUGCUGGAGGCCAACUACUGCAGGAACCCAGAUAAUGACACGGAAGGGCCCUGGUGCUUCGUAGAUUACCCCAACGUCACCAUGGACUACUGUGACCUGGAGAUGUGUGAGGAUCCACUAGAUAGUGAAGCAGAUAGUGAAGUCGUUACUGAGGCAGGUCGGCAGCGAGCUGUGAAACCUGGUCCUAAAAAAGCUUUCUUCUCUCCGCGGAGUUUUGGCAAUGGAGAGGCGGUGUGUGGAGAGCGCCCAAUGUUUGAGAAAGCAGGUGAACAAGAUUCAAAAGAAAAAGAAUUAUUUGAAUCUUAUCGUAAACAGAGAAUUGUGAAAGGGGAAGAUGCCGAGGUUGGAAGUGCCCCAUGGCAGGUGAUGCUGUACAAGCGGAGCCCUCAGGAGCUGCUGUGCGGCGCUAGCUUGAUCAGUGACGAGUGGGUCCUCACGGCCGCUCACUGCAUCCUCUACCCUCCAUGGAACAAGAACUUCACCAUUGAUGACAUACUUGUCCGGCUUGGGAAAUACUCUCGCUCAAAGUUUGAGAGAGGGCUUGAGAAGAUUGUGGCCUUAGAUAAGAUUAUUGUGCAUCCUAAAUACAACUGGAAGGAGAACCUUAAUCGUGAUAUCGCUCUACUGCAUAUGAGGAGGCCCAUCGAGUUUUCAGCUCGUAUUCAUCCAGUUUGCCUACCCACCAGGCAGGUGGCUAAAGAUUUGAUGAUGGCUGGAUACCUGGGUCGUGUGACAGGUUGGGGGAACCUUUAUGAGACAUGGUCUUCUUCUCCAAAAGCAACCCCUUCAGUCCUUCAACAGGUCCAGCUGCCCAUUGUCGAGCAAGAUAUCUGUCGGAAAUCUACCUCAAUUCGUAUCACAGACAACAUGUUUUGUGCUGGAUUCAAACCAGAGGAAAACAAAAGUGGUGACGCCUGUGAAGGGGACAGUGGCGGACCUUUUGUCAUGAAGAAUCCUGCAGAUCAUCGCUGGUAUCAGAUUGGUAUUGUGUCUUGGGGUGAAGGCUGCGACCGAGAUGGAAAAUAUGGAUUCUACACUCAUCUUUUCCGCAUGAGGAGGUGGAUGAGGAAGGUCAUUGAGAAUGCAAAUGACGCUGAUGAUGAAUAAUAAUGGAGUGGUUUGUUCCCAUCUGUAUCCAGUUUGACUUGAGAGAAUGAGAACAAUAGCUUGGCCUGUUGUGUUAUCAAUCAUUUGCUUGCUCCCCAUAGUGAAGAUACUAUCUAUUGCACAUUUGCCACUAUAGGGAAUUUAAUUAAACAAAUAUUGAAAGAAA
Molecule: messenger RNA, 2199 nt
Organism: Sardina pilchardus (European sardine)
Lineage: Eukaryota; Metazoa; Chordata; Actinopteri; Clupeiformes; Clupeidae
Gene: f2
Product: coagulation factor II (thrombin)
Exons: 14
Coding region: 156-2033 (625 amino acids)
Biological process (GO): platelet activation; proteolysis; blood coagulation
Cellular component (GO): extracellular region
Molecular function (GO): calcium ion binding; serine-type endopeptidase activity
Source: RefSeq, a predicted model, not a curated record